AUGUCGCACCUCGAGAUCCUCAAGAGGCCCGUCCACUUCAAGUCGGGCGCCGUCGCGCCCAACGGCACCCUCAAGAGCGCCAUGACGGAGCGCCUGUGCACGUGGUCCAAGGACGACUUCAAGAAGCGCGGCUGGCCCACGCCCGAGUACAUCAGCCUCUACAAGGACUGGGGCGAGGGCGAGAUUGGCACCAUUGUCCUCGGCAACAUCCCCACCGACGCGCGCUACCCCGAGGCCGAGCACAACGCCUGCAUCGACAUGACGAUUGCCUCGCACGACGAGUACGUCAAGGCCUACCGCCCCGUCGUCGAGGCGUCCAAGGCGCACGGCAGCCUCGUGAUUGCCCAGCUCACCCACGCCGGCCGGCAGACGAGCAUCGAGGUCAACCCGGAGCCCGUGUCGUCGAGCGACGUCCAGUGCCAGCCCGCCAUGGGCAUGACGUUCGGCAAGCCGCGCGCCAUGACGCUCGACGAGAUCCACGAGCUGCCCAAGCGCUUCGCCUUUGCCGCAAAGGUCCUCGCCGAGGCCGGCGCCGACGGAGUCCAGCUCCACGCCGCCCACGGCUACCUCCUCUCGCAGUUCCUCAGCCCGCGCGUCAACAAGCGCACCGACGAGUACGGCGGCGAGUCGCUCGACAACCGCUCGCGCAUCGUCUUUGAGAUCGUCUCGGCCAUCAAGCAGGCCGUCCAGGACCCCAAGUUUAUCGUCUCGAUCAAGAUCAACUCGGCCGACUUUGCAGAGGGCGGCUUCGACGGCGACGACUCGAUGGAGAUGUCCAAGCGCCUCGAAAAGGCCGGCGUCGAGCUCAUCGAGCUCAGCGGCGGCACCUACGAGUCGAGCGGCUUCGAGCACAAGAAGGAGAGCACCGUGGCGCGCGAGAGCUUCUUUAUCGAGUUUGCCGAGCGCAUCCGCCCGCACCUCUCGUCGUCCAAGCUGGCCGUCACCGGCGGCUUCCGCACCGCCAAGAUCAUGGCAAAGGCCAUCGAGGAGCAGAGCUGCGACAUUGUCGGAAUCGCGCGCCCCCUGUGCGGCGAGCGCCACCUGGUCAAGGAGCUCCUCUCUGGCAAGAAGGAGAAGGCCACCGACGCCCACCCCUCGAUGCCUGCCCAGCUCACCCUGCCCGCCUGCAUCGUCCAGCUUAAGAUGACCGGAUCCGGACAGCCCAUCCCGCAGAUGACGACCGAGGACGGCGUCAAGACGCUCCUCAGCAUCCUUCAGCCCCCCAACCCCGAGCCCAGCCACGGCGCCGAGGCCAACCCGGAUGGCAACAAGCUCUAG
Pseudozyma flocculosa PF-1 is the source of this 1278-nucleotide messenger RNA. RefSeq lists its product as uncharacterized. The record is from RefSeq and is a predicted model, not a curated record. Gene Ontology annotation, molecular function: oxidoreductase activity; FMN binding. NCBI's taxonomy places the organism in Eukaryota, Fungi, Basidiomycota, Ustilaginomycetes, Ustilaginales, Ustilaginaceae. The coding region runs from base 1 to 1278 and encodes 425 amino acids. The transcript has a single exon.